This is a messenger RNA of Pistacia vera, 1407 nucleotides long. RefSeq names its product malonyl-CoA:anthocyanidin 5-O-glucoside-6''-O-malonyltransferase-like. Bases 1 to 1407 code for a protein of 468 amino acids. The transcript has a single exon. NCBI's taxonomy places the organism in Eukaryota, Viridiplantae, Streptophyta, Magnoliopsida, Sapindales, Anacardiaceae. The record is from RefSeq and is a predicted model, not a curated record.
AUGGCACCAUCCGACGUUGUGAAAAUUCAUGAAACCACAAAAGUCACUCCUCCCUCAACCUUACCCACUGAGUUUUCUCUCCCUCUAACAAAAUACGACACUCUUUGGUUAAAUUUCUGUCCCGUAGAACGCCUCUUCUUCUAUCACAUCACUCACUUAACUUCUCAUUUCUUCAACUCAGUCAUCCUCCCCAACCUCAAGCUAUCUCUCUCUCAAACUCUCCUCCAUUAUCUCCCUCUCGCUGGUAACCUCAUCUGGCCCCAAGAUGCCCUAAAACCAUACAUCUACUACUCCCUAAACGAUGGUGUUUCACUCAGUGUUGCAGAAUGUAACGCCGACUCCACCCGCCUGUUUGACAAUCAUAUUCAUGAAGCAUUAGAGCUUCGUCCUUUCGUACCUGAGUUGUUUAGUUCUGAUAAUAAAGCAGCGAUAAUUUCUAUACAAAUAACUUUGUUUCCAAAUGAGGGGUUCUGCAUCGGCAUAUCAACUCACCAUGCCAUACUUGAUGGGAGAAGUUCAACCAUGUUUAUUAAAUCUUGGGCUUUUCUAUGCAAACUACGUCAAGAACAAGAACAACAAGAAGAAGUCUCUUCUUUACCUCCAGAAUUAACCCCAUGUUUUGACCGGACUCUCAUCAAAGACCCUAACGGGGUCGACAUGGUGUACGUGAAAAACUGGUCGGAUUUUGCAAAGUCGGAUUCGAAUCCCAACUCACAAAGUUUGAAGAUUAUGCCGAGCAUGGGAGGGAAACCCAGCUGGGUUCGAGCCACAUUUGAGUUGACCCAUCAAGAUAUUAAGGAACUCCGGAAUAAGAUAUCAUCUAAAAAUAUAGAGAAUAAAUCAAAACAGCUUCGUUUAUCCACUUUUGUGCUUACAUACGCGUACGUAUUCGUCUGCUUUAUGAAAACCAAAAGAGUAAAAGAUGAUACAAGUGUUAUUAUUGCCUUUACAGCUGAUUACCGGACCCGUUUAGAUCCUCCAAUUGUAACUAAUUACUUUGGCAACUGCGUUAUGUCACAUGCGCUCGUUGCAAAAGCAAGAGAAGUUAAGGAAGAAAAUGGGGUCGCCUUUGUUGCAGAGAAAGUGAGCGAUAUGAUCAAAGAGAUGGAGAAUGGAGUUCUUGAGGGAACCGAGGAUACACUUACUAAGUUUGUGAGAAUGAGGGAUGAGCAUCCAGGAGCACAAGGGGUUGGGGUAGCUGGGUCAACCCAAUUUGACAUGUACGGGUCGGAUUUCGGGUGGGGAAGACCAAAGAAAGUAGAGAUUGUGUCGAUAGAUAGAACCGGAGCAAUUGGUUUGACAAGGAGUGGAGAUGGAAGUGGUGGUGUUGAGAUUGGUGUGGUUUUGGAGAAGCAGGAAAUGGAGGAUUUUGCUUCAAUUUUUGGUGAUGGGCUAAAAAAUCUUUAA